Molecule: messenger RNA, 1743 nt
Organism: Galendromus occidentalis (western predatory mite)
Lineage: Eukaryota; Metazoa; Arthropoda; Arachnida; Mesostigmata; Phytoseiidae
Product: acetylcholinesterase-like
Exons: 5
Coding region: 1-1743 (580 amino acids)
Biological process (GO): choline metabolic process; acetylcholine catabolic process
Cellular component (GO): plasma membrane
Molecular function (GO): acetylcholinesterase activity
Source: RefSeq, a predicted model, not a curated record
AUGAGGCGCUGGCCGCUUGUUUUGUUGAGUUUGAAUUGUUUGACCUUAGUGGGCAGUCGAGUUUCGACCAAACCGUGGCAUUAUGACAAAGCGGCUCGGAUGAAAGCCCGAGAACAGCGGGAACUGCCACACACAUUCGUCAAAGCCGGUCUCAUCAGAGGCACCAGGGCUCAAGUAAAUUCGAGACCGAUUGACGUCUACUACGCUAUACCCUUCGCCCUGCCCCCGGUGGGACCAUUCCGAUUCCGUAAACCGGUCCCGGUGAAAAGAUGGAAGGGCAUCCUGGAUGCCACGAGACCAGGACCUCCGUGUACCCAGAAGGACGUGCAAGUGAACCAGUUCUAUUCGAGGGAUUCCGUGAACUCGACCGAGGACUGUCUCCAUCUGAAUGUGUUCACGGCGGCGCGUUAUUGCUUCUCGCAAAAUCUUCUGCACUGCGGAUCUAAACCGGUGAUCGUUUUCCUCCAUGGAGGUGGCUUCCAAAAUGGGGGCAAUUCCGAUUUCGUGCUGGACUCUAAGCACCUGGCUGUCAUGGGUGACGUCGUCGUCGUCAUACCGAACUACCGACUCAAUGUAUUCGGGUUCCUCAACGGUAAUGUCACGGAAGAGGUGCCCGGUAACAUGGGACUCUACGACCAGAUCCUCGCUCUCGAGUGGAUUCAGAAAAACAUCGCGUCUUUCGGUGGGGAUCCUCGUCGAGUGACCGUGUUCGGUCAGGGUGCCGGUGCGGUCUCCACUGGAUACCAUCUGAUUUCUCCAAUGAGCCGCGGCCUUUUCAAGAGAGCCAUUCUGCAAUCCGGCUCUCCAUACUGGAAAUUACCGGACAACACAUUCACCGGCAAAAUGAAAGUUCAACAGCUAGCCCUCGAACUCGGCUGCGACGAGUACAUCGUUCGCGGUCAGGUUCUGGCUUAUCCUCGCGAAGUGAUGAAAUGCCUGAGGAGGAUCCCAUCCCACACGCUCUACGAAGCGAUGGCUAAAGUUUUCGGCAGUGAGGGCAGCACCAUGAUACCGAGUUACUUCAACGAGCUGCUCCCGAACGAGCCGAUAACUUCUUGUGAAAAGGGUCAUUACGAAAACAACGUUGACGUACUGGUGGGAACGGUCACCGAUGAGGGAACUCUACCCGUGGAUCAGUUCUUCUGGAAAUUGUUCGCGCUCGACUCGUUCUUCAGUGUUCCAGUGUCGGAUAUUUGGUUCUAUGCAUCACUGUUCUUCCAAUCGGUACUCGGCCGGAGUGUGGAGCCCGUUCGGGGACUCUACGCCGACACAAACGGUGACAACUCCAGCACGUCGGCGAAGGACGCGGUGGAAGCCGUCGCUGCUGCCGUGGGGGAUUUCGGUGUCGUCUGCCCCUCGAGUUACUUCGCGGACAGUUAUUCGAAACGUGGGAACCGCGUCUGGUUGUAUCAGUUCGACCACCGGCCAAGCUAUAGUGCUUCUCCUGAAUGGACAGGGGUUGUUCACGGUGACGACGUUGGAUUCGCGCUGGGAUAUCCGUUGUGGCAAAAGUCGUCAACAGAGGAGGAAAAACUUUUGUCCCGACGAGUCAUCCGGAUUUACGCCCAUUUCGCGCACACGGGGCAACCUCCGACAGUGAACGGUGACGUGUGGCAUCCGUACACGACGAACAAACCUCAUUACCUGCAGAUCACAGCAAAAAACUACACGGUGCAUAAAAGUUCUAUGCGUCCAGGAUACUGCGAAUUCUGGAGAGCGUAUCUUCUGCCGAAAAAGCUCUGA